This is a messenger RNA of Cololabis saira (Pacific saury), 2261 nucleotides long. It is a transcript of the gene spout1, whose product is annotated as SPOUT domain containing methyltransferase 1. The transcript has 12 exons. Gene Ontology annotation, molecular function: miRNA binding. Gene Ontology annotation, biological process: miRNA processing; maintenance of centrosome location. The record is from RefSeq and is a predicted model, not a curated record. Bases 28 to 1161 code for a protein of 377 amino acids. Gene Ontology annotation, cellular component: mitotic spindle; kinetochore; spindle pole centrosome. NCBI's taxonomy places the organism in Eukaryota, Metazoa, Chordata, Actinopteri, Beloniformes, Belonidae.
CAAUCACACGUGUUGUGGUUUGAAGAAAUGUCGGCCGACGAUUCAGUACAAGACUCAAACUCUGCCAAUUCUCAGGCGGAGGAAAAGGUUGACUGGAGGAAAAGGAAAGCAGAAUUAAAGGAGAACAGGAAGCAAUGGAAAAAGGCCAAACUCAUCAAGAAGCUGGAAAAGCAGAAGCAGAAAGAGGCUGCAGAGAGCACAAAACCUGAAGAAAGCCAGACCGAAAGAGGUCGUGCUUACACGGUAAGUGUUGCGCUUCCCGGCUCCGUCCUGGACAACGCUCAGUCGCCUGAACUCCGUACGUACUUGGCGGGACAGAUCGCUCGAGCUUGUGUAGUUUUCUCUAUUGAUGAGAUUGUCGUGUUCGAUGAGCAAGGCGAGGAUGUCAAGAGCGUUGAAGGAGUAUUCACAGGCGUCGGGAAGAAGGGCCAAGCAUGUAUUCAGCUUGCCAGGAUACUACAGUACAUGGAAUGUCCACAGUACCUUCGCAAGUGGUUUUUCCCAAUGCACAAGGACCUACAGUACGCAGGUUUGCUCAACCCUCUCGACAGCCCUCACCACAUGAGGAUAGACGAAGAGUCUGAUUAUCGGGAGGGAAUCGUCCUCAACAAACCUCCGAAACAGGGAAAAGGCUCACUGGUCAACUGCGGGAUGAGGAAGGAAGUGAGAAUUGAUAAACAACUUCAGUCAGGACUUCGAGUCACGGUCCAGCUCAGCAAGACGCAGAAUCAAGAAAGCAAACUAUAUAAAGGAGUCGUCGUGGCUCCUCAUGUGCCGAGAACCCGAGAUGGUCUUUACUGGGGCUACACCGUCCGCCUGGCGUCUUGUCUCAGUUCAGUUUUUACAGAAAGUCCUUAUAAGGAAGGAUACGAUCUGACCAUCGGGACCUCUGAGAGAGGCAGCAACGUGGACCAAGCCACACUGUCUCCAUUCAAACAUCUCUUGGUGGUUUUUGGAGGUCUUCAGGGUUUGGAAGCCAGUGUUGAUUCUGACCAAAACUUGGACGUUACCGACCCCGGAGUUUUAUUUGACCUUUACCUCAACACAUGCCCCAGUCAGGGCAGCAGGACCAUUCGAACUGAGGAGGCCAUCCUAAUUUCCAUGGCAGGACUGAGACAAAAGAUCGCAGCUGCUUUUCCAGGUGUUUCCAGUAAUUCAUGAACAAAUAAACGCAAUACAAUCAACUAUCUGACUUAUACAUUGUUCGUGUUACCCAGUUUUAAUUCAGACUUUUUCUAAAUUGAUCCAUGAAUUGUACAUAUUUAAAUAGUUGCACAUGCUUAUGCCAACUUUCUGUCUUUAACCACAUAAAUAGUUUGUUGUUUUUUUGGGAUAAAAUUGUACUGAAUGUUUAAUGAAAAGCUGAAAAAACAAAGACAACAUGGAAACAAGAUUGAAGUUUCAGUUUUCUGAGCUUUAUAGUCCAAACAUCUCUGCAUUAAGGUAAAUUAAGGUAAAGUGUACACGACUAAUUACAUUAGUGGUACACGACAAUAGUUCUUGGUUAGUAUGAAUUAUUGUUUUCAGUGUCUUCAUAAUGCAAUCACAUUCACUUGCCAAAUAUGUUGCUCGCUUGUGUUCUUGGAAAUAUUUUCGGAGGUUAUUUUCUCGUACCGGCAAAUGUGGAAUCAACUGUAUAAUUCUGAACGGUGUCAUUUGAGCUCCCAUUUCCUGUGUCAGAUAUUGCACAGAGUUUCUUGGUUUAAUGUUUAAAGAAAUGAGGAAAAACAAAAGGCAAAUCUUAUAUCACUGUUCCAAGCUGUUAAAGGCACGCUAUGUAGCAAUUCCACUUCUGACCACACGGGGAAGUGCAUUUUUAGAAAGUUAAUGUGUCAACACCUGGGACAAAACACAACUAAGUCCACCUCUAGUGAUACAAAGUGUUAUAAUUCAAUUAAAGUUGUCUCUGUGCUUUCCAGAGACCCCGAACGAUAACAAUACGUGGCCCCGCCCCUUCGCAUAAACACAACAUUGUCAGUGACUCCUGUCAACACAGCAGAUCUAGAUUCCUCCAUGUAGACAGAAGUGGUGUUGCUAUAUACAGUCACUUCAAUAUCUUAGAUUUAACUGGUAAUAUAGACUAAUACUCUUCUUGAUCCUUCACUCUCUUCCUGUGCAUUUUUGACACGUUUUCAAAUAGUUUGUCCUGGUUGCCAGUUAAGAUGAUUAAACAGUUAUGAGAGCUUUUCCCAUGUAUAGAUGUUCUCCGCAAUUAUGUCUUGAUGUUUAACGAGUUGUUAAAUCCAACACCAUCAAAAAUA